This is a messenger RNA of Archocentrus centrarchus (flier cichlid), 2385 nucleotides long. It is a transcript of the gene rnf13, whose product is annotated as ring finger protein 13. The transcript is spliced from 10 exons. Bases 317 to 1459 code for a protein of 380 amino acids. The record is from RefSeq and is a predicted model, not a curated record. Gene Ontology annotation, molecular function: zinc ion binding. Lineage: Eukaryota; Metazoa; Chordata; Actinopteri; Cichliformes; Cichlidae.
UCUGCGCACUCACAUGAAAGAAGAAGCUAGCGGAGGGGAUUAAACUGUAUACGAUCGGGCUUUUUAACCCUCUGCUAAAAGGGAAAAAUUUCUCACUUGCACAUGUAACUUCACACAGCAUACAGCAGAGGAGAGCUAUGUCGCUGCCAGCAGCUGAAUUCCUGGACGAGAUAAGCACGCAAGCAAAAAUAAAGGUGUGACUACAACAGUCUGUGUUUCGGGGUCCCACUGUAGGCCAGUGCGUGUGCUCAUUUGCGCGUCUGUUGUCGUUACAAGUGAGUGGCAUAGCAGCUGGGGGUUGUAACGUGAUGCCAAGAUGCUGCUGUCCCUGGGAAUGCUGAUGCUGUCGGCCACACAGAUUUACACCAUCUUCACCGUUCAGCUCUUUGCCUUCCUCAACCUGCUGCCCGUAGAGGCUGACAUCACUGCUUACUCAUUUGACAACAAAACAGACAACUUUGAUGAUUUGCCUGCAAGAUUUGGCUACCGGCUCCCCAGCGAUGGACUUAAGGGCUUCCUGAUUGGUGCUCGACCAGAAAAUGCGUGCGAGCCCAUCGAACCCCCUCCGAAGGACAACUUGACAGGCGGAUUCAUCGUCCUCAUCAAGCGGUUUGAAUGCAACUUUGACAUCAAGGUCCUCAAUGCCCAAAAAGCUGGCUACAAGGCAGCCAUUGUUCACAAUGUGGACUCUGAAGACUUGAUCGGCAUGGGAUCGAAUGAUGUGGAUAUUAUUAAGCAGCUGGUUAUUCCCUCUGUGUUUGUGGGUGAGAAGACUGCCAACACUCUGAAAGAGGACUACAUGUAUGACAAGGGGGGCCAUGUGGUCCUCCUGCCAGACUUCAGUCUGCCUCUGGAAUACUACCUGAUCCCCUUCCUCAUCAUCGUGGGAAUAUGUCUCAUCCUCAUUGUUGUCUUUAUGAUCACCAAGUUUGUCCAGGAUCGACACAGAGCUCGGAGGAGCCGCCUGCGCAAAGAUCAGCUGAAGAAGCUUCCCAUCCACAAGUACAAGAAAGGUGAUAACUAUGAUGUAUGUGCCAUCUGUCUGGAUGAAUAUGAAGAGGGAGAUAAACUCAGAGUCCUGCCGUGUUCUCAUGCCUACCACAGUAAGUGCGUGGACCCCUGGCUGACCAAGACUAAGAAGACGUGUCCGGUGUGCAAGCAGAAGGUGGUGCCCUCGCAGGGCGACUCAGACUCUGAUUCAGAGGAGGGGGACAGCGGCCCUGAGAACGAGGAGGUAUCAGAGAGCACCCCGCUGCUGCGCUCCCUGGCUUCCACCAGCGCUCACUCCUUCGGCACCAUGUCCGGGGCGUCACGCUCCGAGCACGACCAGGAAUCCUCGGAGUACGAGGACGACGAGCUGGACAGCAGCGACAGCGAGGAGGUGACUGUGGAGACCGUGGUGGUGCAGAUGCAGCAGCCGUGCUCUGAAGGCCACGAGCACGACCUGCCCCGAGCUUGACCGACGUGUCCCCCGGCCUGAUCCCGAUAGGUCGCUGUAACCCCGCCCUGCCCAACCUCACAGGUGCAGAGACUUUUGUUGGGGCACAAUGCAGAUUCAUCCCAGUUCUUCUGUCACUGCUUACAAUACAUUGUAAUUUCCUUCUUAUAAAAUACAAAUCUUAAGUUUUAUCAUGAUUAUGGACAAAGCUUCAGUCUGCAUAUCUUUGGCGCUGCUUGGCAGAUUUGACCAGACUGAUGUACAGUAGGCUGCUAUACUGUACUCUUAUUUAGACAUAAAAAGAUUACACACAAGCGGAAGAGUCCAAAGGUCCCAGACACACGAUCCCGCUUGACACAAAGAUCAAUAAAUGUACUUUGUAUAUAAAUAUAGAUCACAAAUGAUACCUUGCAUUAUUGUAUAUACAUGUCUAUGCUACAGUGACACAGGUUGGACCACUAUGCAGCAUUUGUUUUGUAAAAUUAGCAUUAAGUACAGAAAGAUUUAAAGCCACAGCAAUAUGGUUUGCCAAUUUAUUUCUAUUUUUCUUUUUUGAAGGAGCCUCUGUGCUCCCGUGUUUUGUGCCACAGUUUGUCACAGAGGUUCACACCAAGAGAAACUUGAGUCAAACCGGGGGGGGGGUGCUCUCCAUGUGGCAUCACAUGAAGCUGUGGGUUUCACCAAUUCAGAUUGUGAAAACUGUCCAUUGCCUGUGGUGAACUUCAGUUCAUUUAAUUCAAGCAGUUACUGUUCAGUAGGCCUCGUGGUGCACUCUCAACUGAUAUUUUUAAUAUUGUUUGUAGUAAAUUAAAUGUCUCUUUCCGUAACAUGCUUGAUUUUUCUUGAUAAAUCCUGUUGCCUUUUCAUUUCAUGCAUUUUUUGUUUUGUUUUCCUACUCAUACACAUCUCUGUACAAAUUCACUUCAAUAAAACAUCUGACAAAGAAA